Molecule: messenger RNA, 1114 nt
Organism: Setaria italica (foxtail millet)
Lineage: Eukaryota; Viridiplantae; Streptophyta; Magnoliopsida; Poales; Poaceae
Exons: 5
Coding region: 105-860 (251 amino acids)
Source: RefSeq, a predicted model, not a curated record
GCGUCGACUACAAAAGCACCCAACGCCCCCAAGCAGGGAAGCGUCGGAAACCCAAAUCCACACCUCGCUGCAGACCAACUGAUCAAUCAAUUGCGCCACCGUCCAUGAGCUUCCUCUCCGGCCGCAUCGCCGCCGCCAAGGAAGGCGCGUUCUUCCUCCAUGAGUCGCAGGCCGCCGUCGGCCGCCUCGCGGAGAAGCUCCCCAAGUCCGCUACAGCGCCCGGUGAGGCGUCGGCGCCGCCCUCCCCCGACGUGCUCCCGGAGAUCCUCCGCCACUCCGUGCCCAUCAAGGGGACGCCGCCCCCGGCCGAACCCUCCCUCUCCGCGUCCUCCCGUUGGGCGCUCCCACCGAGCAGCACCGAGGCCGCGGGCGUCCACCCUGACGCGCUCAACCCGCUCCGUUCCUACGUCUCGCUGCCGCAGGCCACCUUCGGCCCCAAAAGAUGGCAGCUUCCAAAUGAGCAACCUAACUACUUGGCGUCAACAGCCAAUGAGAGGCGUCGGGAUAGGAGCCCACCUCCCAUGGACCCUGAGAAGUUGAAGGCCGUAAUUGCUGGAUACUCACAGAUUGGGAAAGCAUUUCUUGCUGCAACUAUUUUGGUGCUCGGUGGAGCAACAGCUGCACUAUUCUACACAGCAGAUAAGCUACAGUUGCAUUCCGUAGACGACGUUAAAACUAAAGGAAAGGAUGCAUUGCAGCCUCGAGCUGAUAUGAUUAAGGAACGAAUAGCUCCAUUAAGAAGCUGGGCUGAAGAAAUGUCCCGGAAAUGGCAUUUUGAAGGUGAUAAAGAAGCUAAGGAGAAGUCCAUCAUCAUUAGAGAGCUUUCAAGAUCACUGGGCUCUAGGACUCCCCCUAGUUGAUUAACGCUGACAGACAGUUAUUGUAAGUUCAUCAUUACCAAGUCAUUCACUUGUUGUAUGCCUCGCUAUAGUUUCCAUAUGUUUGUGUAUAGGGGUAUAUAUUAGUAUAUAUUGAACAAAAAACGUGGCCAAUCUGAUCUGAGGCCUACAGCUAUACCUAUAUGUUGUUACAUGUGGAGCCUUGUUGAGCGACAAUAUUGAUAUUCUGAUAUGGUUAGUAGAAACUGUACAAUAUGGGUGAUCUCUAAACGUCA